This is a messenger RNA of Lodderomyces elongisporus, 477 nucleotides long. RefSeq names its product succinate dehydrogenase membrane anchor subunit. Gene Ontology annotation, molecular function: heme binding; succinate dehydrogenase (quinone) activity; ubiquinone binding. The transcript has a single exon. Bases 1 to 477 code for a protein of 158 amino acids. Gene Ontology annotation, biological process: tricarboxylic acid cycle; mitochondrial electron transport, succinate to ubiquinone. NCBI's taxonomy places the organism in Eukaryota, Fungi, Ascomycota, Pichiomycetes, Serinales, Debaryomycetaceae. The record is from RefSeq and is a predicted model, not a curated record. Gene Ontology annotation, cellular component: mitochondrial envelope; membrane.
AUGUUAUCGCGCCUUGGUCUUCGUCAGCAAUCUUUACUCAAAGCUUCUACAUCAAACCUCAUUAAGCCAUCAUUGAUCAGAGGUAUCAAGACCAUUCCACAACCACCGGGUUAUGUUGUAGGUACAGUUAACGACGCAUACGUUCCACCAAAACCACACAAGUUGGAAGGAUCAUACCACUGGACCGCCGAGAGAUUGGUGAGUGUUGCAUUGGUUCCAUUAACAUUGGCACCUUUAUUCACUGGCGCCUCUACAUUACUUGACUCCACAUUAAGCUCAUUGCUUUUGUACCACUGUUACGCUGGUUUCCAAUCAUGUAUCAUUGAUUACAUUCCAAAGAGAGUCUAUGGUUCUUUUCACAACUACGCCAUGUACUUGUUGACUUUUGGUACUGGUAUUGCCGGCUACGGUAUCUACCAAAUGGAAAAGAAAGACGGUGGUUUGAUCGACGUUUGCGCAUCUUUAUGGAAAGCAUAA